Molecule: messenger RNA, 2258 nt
Organism: Closterium sp. NIES-67
Lineage: Eukaryota; Viridiplantae; Streptophyta; Zygnematophyceae; Desmidiales; Closteriaceae
Source: the annotation of a GenBank genome assembly
GCUCUCGUGUUUCAAAUUUCUCAAAUCUCCACCACCACUCCAGGUCCAGGCCAGCUAUUCCAGCUCUCCGAAUACUUCCCCCAUUCGUCUCCCGCCCCCCUAUCCUUAUCUUGUCAUGUAAUUGGCGCCACGUGUAGCGUUAUCUAGGCGUGAUGUGCGAGUGUCUUCGGUGGGUAGUCUUUGAGGCACGUCGACCCACGUGUUACUUGCCAUCCUUCUGAACCAGGUUGUUUAUAUCGUUAGACCGUUGAAUCGCACCCAACUUUGCUACCGUUACAUCCUUGCCAUUUUCGCGGCAAUAUCGAGAGCGGGUUGGACGGCGAGAAGACCCGCGCCUGGUCCGCCAUGGGCAAAACGGAGGCGCGCACGACGAGCGGCUCCCGGGACGAGCGGGAGGAACGGGAGGGGCGGCGCUGGUCGCGGAGCUUGGGGAAACGAGAGGAUGUGGAUGGGGAGGAAGAGACGGAGGUAAGACGAAUGGAAGGAGAGGGGGGGGGUGAUGGAGAGGCGGCGAGGGGAUCAGACGGGGUGCCGUGUGCUGGAAUGAGUGCUGCCAGUGGCCACGGCGCUGCUGCUGCUGCUUGCCCUCGCUCCACAGCCGCUCCACCAACCUGCCCUCCAGCGGGCCACGCACGCAGCGGUGCGGGCGCGGAGGAGAGGGGCCCUGGGAAGGGCAGGGGAGGAGGAGUGAUGGAGAGAGGGAUUAUUAGUGUUGGGCCCUUGGUGCACCGUGCAGAGGAGAGGGCGGAGGGGGUUGCGGGGAGUGAGGAUGGCGGGGAGAGCGAGAAGGCAGCAUGGGGCAUGCUGGGGAGCAUGUCUGAGAUGAUCGCAUGCCUGCAUGCCUCCAUGCACAUGCGUGUGCCCAUCACUGCACUCCCGUGCCUGCAUGUGCGCACUCUGGGUGUGGCACCUACAAUACCCGCACAGCCAGUGCAGAAGCAAGAAGCAUUGCGGCCGCCAUCACCUGCGCCCCUGCAUAUGGCCGCGGUGUCAGCAGGAGUGGGCGCUGAGCUGGUGCGGCUGGUGGGGCGGGCCUCGCCGUGGGGUGUUGCUGGGGGCACAGGGAGGGUGCGGCGAGUGGCUCAGGCUGUGAGGGACGUGGUUGGAGGGGCGGGUGUGGGGCAAGGAGCAGAUGGGCGUGCGUGGCAGCAGGGAACUGAGCACGCCAUGCUCAAUGGUGGUGCUGGGCUUGUGCCAUUUGCUGACGUGCGUGCCGUGUGUGAUGGCGAUGGGACUGCACUCAUGCUUGGGAAAGCUGCGCCACACGACCAGACUUCACAGCAUGCACUGCAGCAGCAGCAGCCCAGCACCAGGGAUCAGCCCUCCACGCCCCCCAUGCUGCACGUGCCAGUGGCUCCCCUCACUGCUCCCCUGGCGGCGCCCUCCCCCGGGCAGGGCGAGGCAGCAGCAGCAGCAGCAGCAGCAGCAGGAGCGGGGCAGUGGGGAAUGGAGGAGGCGGUGGUGGCAGGGUCGGAGAGGUGGGGCGAGGAGGAUGCAGGGCGGGUCAUGGCGGCGGUGGCGGCUCGUCACGCCACCAUGGUGGCCCUGGGGGAGGAGGGGCAACGUGUGGCAGCGGCAGUGGCGGCUAUGCGCACAGCGUACGGCAUAGAGGGGCCAUGCCAUGCUGCUGGCGGCACAGGGGCCGGUGCUCAGUCACACCAGCAAGGCGGCACCGUGCCGCCAUCAGAGCACGCCCAACACCCCGUCCUGCUGCUGCCGUGCAUGCUGGACCUGCCUGGUGUGCCCUGUGCUGUGUGUGCGCGCCCCGUGUCAUCCCGCUCCUCUCUCAUCUGCGACACCUGUGACUGCCCCACGCACACACGCUGCCUCGCCUCCUCCCCGCCUGCUGGCACGGGCCGAGGCAGAGGCAGAGGCAGGAGCAGGGGGAGGGGGCGGGGGCGUGGGCGAGGGAGGGGACAGUGGCAGGCGGUGGUGGGGGAGGGGGUGGGGGAGAGUGUGCUGGACGAGUGGCACUGUGCCCCAUGCAGGGCGGGCAGGGAAGCUAGUGGGCAGAGCAUUCUGCCCAAGUAUGGGCCGCUCAGGGCCAGGCCUGAUGCACCGCUACUGCUCACAGACUCCGGAGCAGGACAAGCGGACAGAGAGGGCGGCAAGAGCUGAGUAGCUAGAAAUGAUGGUGCAGUAGACUGUGGAGUAGAAUGCACAUGGGAGUGCUGCGCCUUGUGUGUGGUGAGCAGUGCGGCCAGUAAUCCUUGGGUUAUGUGUAGCCCUGUAGACUAGUUCUACCAUAGCAUGUACAA